Molecule: messenger RNA, 697 nt
Organism: Manduca sexta (tobacco hornworm)
Lineage: Eukaryota; Metazoa; Arthropoda; Insecta; Lepidoptera; Sphingidae
Gene: CPH1
Product: cuticle protein 1
Exons: 3
Coding region: 16-429 (137 amino acids)
Molecular function (GO): structural constituent of cuticle
Source: RefSeq, a predicted model, not a curated record
UCAUCCCCGCAUAGAAUGUUUUCCAGAAGUAAUAGAUGGAGCCGCCCUGCAGCGCCAGGGUCGCUGGCCACUGAUAUAAAAGCCGUCCGCGCUGCUGGUACGUUAUCAGUCUCACAUUGUUGUGGAGAGGAUACACAUCUCAAAAUGUUCGCCAAGCUGUUCUUGAUCUGCGCCGUCGCCGUGGUAGCGCUCGCCCGCGAGUACCCGGCCGGUGUGCACCCCGCCAUCUGCCCCAACUACCCGUUCUGCGACGCGGAGGCGCUGGCCCGCCACACACCUGAAGGCAUCCCCAUCCCUGAGUGGGUUCGCAACCCCGCCAUCCUGCCCCAGCCUGUGCCCCUGCCUCUCUCUCACGCCGCGCCUGCUGCUCCCCGAUACCCCGCCGACUUCCCCGCUGCCCUCUGCCCCAACUACCCCUACUGCUGGUGAACACAACCCUGAACUCCGCCAAUAUACCAUCGACAAUGCCUCAUUUUUGAUUGAAAAAGUAUUUCUACAUCGCCAUCAACAGUAGAAUUUUUCGAUAGAAACAAGGCAUUGCAAUGUUUCCACUGCCAUCUUCGUGAUUUUGUAUAAAAUGUAAAAAUAUAAAAAAAAUAUGUAAAUAUUUCCCGUUCCAUAAAAUAAGCUGAAAGCGCUUACAUGCAUUUUGUAAAAAUGUGUAAAAAUUGUAAAUAAAUUGUAAUUACAAUUUUAA